AUGCUCCGAAACAAAGCCUUCUCUCGACACGGUCCCACCACUCUUGUUUAUUCGGUUGUCUUUUUGUUGGGCUGUUUGGCAAUAUUGACGACUUCUUCUCUUGCUCUAGAUAUUUUGACCAACACAAAGAAAAAAGAAGAAGCUAGAAUGGCCCAACUCGAACAAUACAUGACCAUCGGAAGAGAUCCAGAACUAGCAAGAUUUGAACAAGCAGCUCGGCCACCAUCAAAUAAUGGUCGCACUUUAACUGUAAAACAAGACUCUUUCUCAUGCCACUACUCAUCACCCACACAAUCCGAAAAGAAAUUUGAAUGUGAUGCUUCAGUCAAUCAAACCAUUGCCGGAGAAAAAUUGAAUUUUAAUGCCACCUUUUCGAUUACAGUUGAUUUGAAAGAAGAAUGGGCUCUUGUUGAAAUUGAUUAUGAUGGUAUGGAAAUUUAUAAAAAGAACAUGACAAUUGCGGAUCUUACAGUUCCAAUAUGUGUCACGCCUGCUAUCUUAGAUAAGCUCAUUUCAUUAUGCCUCGACAUUAGUGGAAUCAAAUUUGAUGUCAAUAAGGAUUGCUUUAGAGCAUUUGCUUCUCUAGAUUUGAAGAUUUUAUUUGUCAAGACGAUUAACAUCAUUCCACCCACAGAAUUUGGUUGGAACAUGGCACAAUGUGAUGCUUCAAAAAGACAUAAUUAA
This is a messenger RNA of Naegleria lovaniensis, 684 nucleotides long. RefSeq lists its product as uncharacterized. Bases 1 to 684 code for a protein of 227 amino acids. The record is from RefSeq and is a predicted model, not a curated record. The transcript has a single exon. Lineage: Eukaryota; Heterolobosea; Eutetramitea; Acrasida; Naegleriidae.